AUUCAUUGGCUGCACAUAUGUCUUCAACUGUUCAAUAAAAUAUGUCAGAAGGUUUGGUUAGCUGUCCCUGUUGUUAUGCGCCAACCCGGAAAUUAACAAUGCCUUGCUGAGGUGCAGCCAGCUGGAAUAACUAGUGCUGAGCUGGUGCAAGAUUGGGCAGUUGACUUGUGAUAAAUUGUGAGUGGUUGAAGAAGUGCAGAUCAAAGUUCGACUCAUCUGAAGGAGCAUUUCAUUAAGUACAACCAAAAGUCAGAAUAGCUGUCCCUAUUAUUCUACGUCAAACCAAAAAACAAUGCCCGGUGCUGAGCUAAGAAGACUCCUCUGUGGAAGUGUUUUAUUAAGUAGUACAGCCAAAACGGAGAAGAAGGUAAUCGAUGGAAGCGACCAUCACUUCUCCCCCAGAAAGUCAAUGCUCGCACGCAUCUAGCUUGCUCACACCACCGUUCUCUUCUUCAUCCUGGACUGCAACUGGGAUUCCCCGUGUUCCGCGUGUGUCGUGAGCUCUGAGCAUUCCAAUGGCAGAGCCGGUGGCCACCAUGGUGGUCGGGCCGCUGCUGUCCACUGUGAAGGAGAAGGCGUCCAGCUACCUCCUGGACCAGUACAAGGUGAUGGAGGGCAUGGAGGAGCAGCACAGGGUCCUCAAGUGCAAGCUGCAGGCCAUCCUGGACGUCAUCACCGACGCCGAGCAUGCCGCGUCCCACAGAGAAGGGGCCAAGGCUUGGCUUGAGGAGGUCAAGACGGUGGCCUACGAAGCGAAUGAGAUCUUUGAUGAGUUCAAGUACGAGGCGCUCCGCCGUGAGGCCAAGAAGAAUGGGCAUUACAGCAAGCUCGGCAUCGAUACAGUAAGAUUCUUCGUCACUCACAACCGUUUUGCGUUCCGUGACAAAAUGAAGAAGAAGCUAUGCAGAAUCUUGCAGGCCAUUGAGGUCCUUGUGGCUGAGAUGAACGCCUUUGGGUUUAAGUAUCAGCAGCAAGCACCAAUAUCCAUGCACUGGCAGCAGAUGGAUCCUGUUAUCUCUGAUCCAAAGAAAAUCAUUAGCAGAUCGAGAAGCCAAGAUACUAAGACUAUUGUUGAUACACUACUUUGUCAAGCUAGCAAUGCAAAUCUCACAGUUGUUCCCAUCGUUGGGAUGGGGGGGCUAGGCAAGACCACCUUAGCGCAACUCAUUUACAAUGAACCUGAAGUUCAGAAGCAUUUCGAGUUGCUGAUAUGGGUUUGUGUCUCUGACAGCUUUGAUGUGGAUUCCUUGGCUCGAAGAAUUGUUGACUUUCAUCUUAAAAAUAGUAUAAUUAAAGCACCUUUUAAGAAGGGCCCAUUGGAUAGCCUCCAAAUUGUACUAAGCGGGCGUAGAUACCUCCUUGUCUUGGAUGAUGUACGGAACCGAGAGAGCGAUAAGUGGAAAAAGCUCGAGGUCCGCCUUACACAUGGUGCUAAGGGCAGUGUGGUUCUGGCAACUACUCGUGAUGAAGGAGUCACGAAAAUAAUGGGUACAGUUAAAGCCUAUAAUCUCGCAGCUUUGGAGGAUAACUUUAUUGAGGAAAUUAUCGAGUCAAGAGCAUUCAGUCUGCACAAGGAAGAAGAAAGGCCGGUCAUGCUAGUUAAUAUGGUUGGUGAGAUCGCGAAGAGAUGUCGUGGCUCUCCUUUGGCGGCAGCCGCACUGGGCUCUAUGCUGCGUACAAAGACCAGCAAAGAAGAAUGGAAGGCUAUAUCGAGAAGAAGCAACAUUUGCACCGAGGAGUCUGGAAUUUUACCAAUACUGAAGCUCAGCUACAAUGACAUGUCAUCACAGAUGAAGCAAUGCUUUUCUUUCUGUGCUGUGUUUCCCAAGGAUUAUGAGAUUGACGUGGACAAACUGAUCCAACUAUGGAUCGCACAUGGCUUUAUCAUGGACCAAAAAGAAGUUAGUCCUGAAACCAUUGGCAAAUGGAUUUUCAAUGAGCUGACCUCAAGGUUAUUCUUUGUGGAUGUGAAAAAAGUCCGAGUCUCACGGUAUGAAUAUGCGCGCCCGGUGGUGGGUGAUUAUCCCAAACAUACAUGUAAAAUCCAAGAUCUUAUGCAUGAUGUUGCAUUGUCUACAAUGGAAAAAGAAUGUGCUCUUGCACCUAAGGAACCACGUCAGAUUGAGUGGCUUCCAGAUACAGCUCGCCACUUAUUUCUGUCUUGUGGACAACCAGAAACUAUUUUGAAUGAAUCUGUGGCGAAAAGAUCUCUGGCUAUCCAGACACUUAUGUGUGAUUGUUAUAUAGAAAUGGGAGUUCGCUUUCAGCAUUUAUCAAAAUACAACUCUUCGAAGGCAUUACGGUUCCUUUUAAAUUGGGGCGGACAAUUCCAUUUGAAACCAAAGCAUCUGCAUCACCUAAGGUACCUUGAUCUCUCAAGAAGUUAUAUCAAACCACUUCCUGAAGAUAUAAGCAUUUUAUACAGCCUGGAAACAUUGAACAUAUCUUGCUGCUACUCACUUCGUCGGCUUCCAAGAAAAAUGAAGUAUUUGACCGCCCUCCGUCACCUAUACACUCAUUGUUGUCCGAAGUUGAGGAGCAUGCCUGGUGGUCUCCAAAAACUCAUGUCCCUGCAGACACUUACAUGUUUUAUAGCAGGUCCUACUGGCUCUAAGUGCAGUGCCAUUGGAGAGUUGCAACAUUUAAACCUUGGUGGUCAGCUAGAGCUAACUCAACUAGAGAAUGUGACAGAAGAAGAUGCAAAAGUGGCAAAUAUCGGCAAUAAGAAGGAACUGCGAGGCUUGACAUUAAAAUGGAGCGUUGGUUGUGCUGAUGAUGCUAGAGUGCUCAAGAGUCUGAAACCUCAUGAUGGACUGCUGGGUGUAAGGAUAGAAUCCUACGGAGGCACCACCUUUCCGACAUGGAUGGCUAUGUCCAGAAACAUGGUUGAGAUCCAACUUUUCCAGUGUGAAAAACUGCAAUGGCUAUUCGGUUGUGAUACCACCUUCGCUUUUCCAAAUAUGAAGGAGCUUACACUACAAGAUCUGCAUUGUUUGGACAGAUGGUGGGAAACAAGUAACGAGGUACAAGGACAAGAGAUAAUGUUUCCUCGGCUUGACAAGUUAUCUAUUGUUAGCUGUGCAAAGUUAACUGCGUUGCCGGACGCAACACUGCUUGGAGAACCUCAUGGUAUGGCACGGUCAGCAUUUCCAGCAUUGAAGGAACUCUACUUGGAUUUCUUGGACAACUUUUGGAAAUGGGAGGCAACCGAGGGAACACAGAGAGGACACAUGGUAUUUCCUAAGCUUGAGAAACUUACAAUUAUGAAUUGUUCUAUCCUGACAGCAUUACCGGAAGCACCGGUUGAUGGAGAUUAUAGUAUGGCACGGUCAGCGUUUCCUGCAUUGAAAGUUCUGAAAUUGAAAUGCUUGAGCAGAUUCGAGAGUUGGCAUGCAGUCGAAGGAUCUAUGCGAGAAAAGUUAAUGUUUCCUCAGCUUGAGCAAUUGGUUGUCAUACACUGUGAAAAUAUGACAACAUUAUGUGGGCAACGGACCUUCCCUAGCCUUCAGGAGAUCCGUAUCGAGUUUUGUCCAAAGCUGAGAACAAAAGCUAAAUCACCAAAGCUCAGCGUGUUACACAUGGAGGGAAAUGAGGAAGAGAUGUUCCUGUGGGUAGCUAGACAUAUGACGUCACUGACCAAUCUGAAACUGAAGAACCUUGAAGACACGCAAUCAACCUUGGAGGCGGCUGGUCGUAGUUUGACACAAGUGGUGGGCGCCAUGGAAAAAUGGAAUCGAGAUGAUUUCCCUAUGGCAAUUAUGCACUUGAGUGGCUUCAAGUCGGGUGUAACUGAGCUAUGUGCAUGUUUUGUACGGCUUCAAUGGUUGUACAUCAAUGAUUGUGAUGCGCUUGUCCACUGGCCAGAGAAAGAGUUCCAAGGCUUGGUAUCCUUGAGGAGUCUAGAGAUUUCUUACUGCAAGCAACUGGUUGGAUACACACAAGCUCCUGCAGCUGAGCCAUCAGCAACAUUAGAAUCCUCGAUUCAGCUCCUGCCAAGCCUCGGGUAUCUCAAGAUAUUUCAGUGUGAAAGCAUGGUAGAGGUCUUCAAGCUCCCUGCAUCGCUGAGGAAAAUGGAAAUUCUUGAUUGUUCUAAGCUCAGGUCCAUAUUCAGUAGGAGGCUGCAACUGGAACAGGGAUCAUCAUCGAGUCUUCAACGGCGAUCGCCUGUAUAUUCAGAGUUGUCAUCGUCAUCAGCUGUAUCCAGGGCAGAGCAUUCUCUCUUUCCAUGUUUAGAAUCUAUAUACAUACGGGGGUGUCAUAGCUUAACAGGGAUCCUUGAUCUUCUGCCGUCGCACAAUGAAAUUAAAAUUACCGUUUGUUAGUGCCGUGGGUUGAGAUCAGUGGAUUCUCACUGGGGAGAGAUGCCAUCGUUGUUGGAGAAACUUGAGAUCGGAGGAUGUGAAACCCUGUCAUCCCUACCAGAUGUCAACUUUGAUGCUAGAUUAUCAUUUACAAAUUUACUGUAUGUGACACCAUUUGUGAUCAU
This is a messenger RNA of Triticum dicoccoides, 4486 nucleotides long. RefSeq names its product putative disease resistance protein RGA4. The transcript has a single exon. Gene Ontology annotation, molecular function: ADP binding. Lineage: Eukaryota; Viridiplantae; Streptophyta; Magnoliopsida; Poales; Poaceae. The record is from RefSeq and is a predicted model, not a curated record. Bases 516 to 4322 code for a protein of 1268 amino acids.